Osmia bicornis bicornis is the source of this 2551-nucleotide messenger RNA. RefSeq names its product ETS-like protein pointed (gene Ets96B). Gene Ontology annotation, molecular function: sequence-specific DNA binding; DNA-binding transcription factor activity, RNA polymerase II-specific. The transcript is spliced from 9 exons. Lineage: Eukaryota; Metazoa; Arthropoda; Insecta; Hymenoptera; Megachilidae. The record is from RefSeq and is a predicted model, not a curated record. The coding region runs from base 1 to 1785 and encodes 594 amino acids. Gene Ontology annotation, cellular component: nucleus. Gene Ontology annotation, biological process: cell differentiation; regulation of transcription by RNA polymerase II.
AUGAAUCAAGAUCAAGAAGUACCCGCCACUGCUACGGACCUACCAAGACUGCCCAGCGAGGAAUUCACUCGACUGAACGAACCGUUGCAAACAGUCGCCACUGGAUACUGUUCAACUAAUUAUUCGGUGGCGCAGACGAACAACGAGGAGAAGCUACAUCCUGAGAACGAAAUAUACACCACGCAAGAAUACAGGCAAGAAUCUUGGCUUCAAGAUGGUAGCAGCUGCGAGACGGAGGACAGCGAGCAAUACGUGCCAGAAUUUCAUCGUAUGUCAAAUGUUAAACAGGAAUCCACGAACUGCAGAAGAAUCAGCGACGUUAAUUACUCUCAAUAUUCUCAGAACAACACAUUCCUCGAUCUCGAACCGAACAAUCGUACAAAUUGUUUUGGAAACAGCAAAUUGAGUUCGCGAACGAGCGAGGCCACGAAGAACAUCGCUGUUAAGGAAGAACCAGCUGACAGAGGAUACGGAGAGCCGAUUUCCGUCGCGAAUAUACCUACAUCGACUGCCCAGGAUACUCGAAAUAGUAACAGCUUGGUGUACCAGCAACAGCAACAACCGUACGGAAACGGGACGAGGAACAGCAGAGGUUCGCCAUCGCCAAGUCCGCCAGCCAGCACCUCAUCAGCGGCGUCCCAGUGGCAGUCGACUGUUUCUGCUUCCACCGAGGCAUUUUUCCCGCGUCAAGAAAACUGGAGCUCGGAAGUGUACGGGAAAAGAAGCGCGACCCCCACGUGGACCGAGCUAGGGGUUCAAUUAGACGCGAGGAACUCUUCGUGGGAGAGACAGAGCAAUUGCUACCAGAAGAAAGGCUCUCCGAACUCUUGGAACGCGGACUAUGCUAGCAAGAGGCCUUCCUCGACAACCGGUGUAUCACCCUGGAGCGAGAUGACCGUUGGUUAUCAACAACAACGACGCGGUUCUCUUCAACUGUGGCAGUUUUUAGUAACCCUGUUAGAUGACCCUACAAACGCACCCUGUAUCGCGUGGACUGGUCGCGGAAUGGAAUUCAAACUCAUCGAACCAGAGGAGGUGGCUCGUAGGUGGGGUGUACAAAAGAAUCGACCAGCGAUGAAUUAUGACAAACUGAGCAGAUCAUUGAGGUAUUAUUAUGAGAAAGGAAUAAUGCAGAAGGUAGCUGGUGAAAGAUACGUUUACAAGUUCGUCUGCGACCCGGAGGCACUCUUCAAUAUGGCGUACGGUUCUGGAGCUUCCUCCAGUCUUCCCGGAGAAAUACAAAAUGGCGUUCGCAGUCAGUCGAUAUCCGGAAAAAUAUCAACGACCAAUGAUGUGUCCGAUUUAGGAAAACAUCCCACGUCUGGGUACGGAGAUGCUGUUCUUGCCAUGUACUCAAACACUGCGGCAGUGUACGGAUCGUCUAGUUUGCACCACCUGCAUCAGUACCUCGGCGGCAAUGACGGUUUCAAGACCCCAUCGAACAGGUACCACCCUCAUUACUCGCACGAGUACAACAGCAGCCACCAUCAUCCGCCAUCGAGCUACGCAGAAACCUUCUUGAACUACGGCCGAUUGUCGUCCCACGAUGUUCCCAGCGAAUCCAGGAGUCAAGAAUUACCGAGGAUUCCGUACUCUCAGGAAACAACGGAUGGUAUCAGCAGAGAACGGGAGGCAUCAUCGAUUUUAUACGACGGCGUACAGAGAACGCAAUUACCGACUGCUCCUGGCCUCUCGCAGCCAACCCUUUUGGAUGCUACCACCACCAGUUCGAAGAUAGAGCAAAGUUCCUACGCUUGCCUCGGUGUUGGAAGCUGCGUUUGCUGAAUUUCUCUUACCGAAAGUUAGGAAGAGAUCAAUUCUCGAUUAACCCUGUCGUUUAAGGGUUAGGAAAUCUCUAGUCGUAGAUUGUACUCGUAUGAACGCGUACCGACUGGGGUGAACACGUAUCAGUAUCGAAGCGUAUGAUUCCAAUGUCAAGGCACACGUUCGUCGAUCGCCGCUUGAAAGCAUAACUUUUAAUUAGUUUAUAUUGGUAGAGUAAGUGGUGGAGUAUACCAGUGAUAGUAUGAUAAAUAUGCUUACUCUACUCGUGUAAACAAUUGGGCGAAUAUCUAAUGAAGUACUAAUGCUAGUCGUUGGUAGAGUGAGAUAGAGUCAUGGUAGUUCUUCCACUCUUUCAAUGUGAAUACUGGGUGUUACUCUACUGUUUACACUAUCAAUGUAACAAAGCAUAGGUCUUAAUCCAUAAGUUGUAUUGGUAGCGUAAGUAAUAGAGUCCGUAUAUACUCUUUCAAUUUUUCCACGCGACGAUCGAUGAACGUGAAGGGCAGGAUUCGAAUUCGCAUGUAUUGUAAAACCCUGUAAAUAAUCGAAAGGAAGAUGCGUAUGAUCUGUCAUGUCGAAUAGUCUCGUAGUCCAUGAGAUCUAAUCGCUUGUGAUCCGAAUAGUUCGUUGAAACGCUGUAACUUCUGUAAAUAUCGAAUAAAUCUCUCUAUUGAAAGAUCUUCGAUUACGAAUACUGCAGAAGAAUAUCAUAUUCGAUGCCCGACCGUCGCGUCGUCACUACCAGAUUUAUCUCGUUAUGUCACCG